AUGACAAACAAUGACAAUAUAAAUAAAGAAUCUACAAAUUUUAAAAAUGAUGUAGUUACAGCAUAUGAUAAUUCAUUAGAUGCAAUGAGUGAUGGUAUGAAAUAUGUUGGUGAUUCGUUGUCAUCAGCAGCCGAAGUAACAAAAGAUAAAACAAUUGAAAUGUAUCAUAAAACAACUAAUGCAAUGAGUGAUGGUUAUGAAUCAUUAAAAUCAAAAGCAAAUGAAUUAAUUCACCAUUCAAAUGAUGAUGAUGAAAGUCAACAUGAAGAUGGUGCUUCUAAAAAAGUUGAAGAAUUAAAAGAGAAAUCCAAUCAAGUUAAAGAUGAUAUUAAAAAGAAGGGUGAAGAAUUAAAAGAGAAAUCAAUAGAUGUUAAAAAUGAAAUAAAGGAUAAUUUAAAAGAAAAAGGUGAGGAACUAGUUGACGAUGCUAAAGAUGCUGCUCAUAAAGCUUCAAAUAAGAUGAAUGGUGUUAAAGAUAAUUUAUCAGAAAAGAUGGACGAUAUUAAAUCUGAUAUGUCUGAUAAAUAUAAAGAUGUAAAAAAAGAAACUGCUAAUAAAUUAAAUCAAACUGCUAAUAAAAUUGAUCAAUAA
Messenger RNA from Dictyostelium discoideum AX4, 591 nucleotides. RefSeq lists its product as hypothetical. NCBI's taxonomy places the organism in Eukaryota, Evosea, Eumycetozoa, Dictyosteliales, Dictyosteliaceae. The transcript is spliced from 2 exons. The record is from RefSeq and is a predicted model, not a curated record. The coding region runs from base 1 to 591 and encodes 196 amino acids.